CAAAAUUGCCGGGAAAUCUGCUUCUCCUUCAAAGCGGCUGCUGGAGUCGCGAAGUUGAAUAUUAAAUGCGCAAAGUGCGUCUGUUUUCAGAUUAAACACAUUUCCGUGUCGCCGGUCGUCUCGUGCGCCGUAAUGGACGAAUACGACGAGCUGUUCGAGAUCCAGGACGAAUUCGAGGACCAGUUCGCCGACGAGCUGGACGCGUUGGCGCAGCUGGAAGGAGAGGAAUCUUCCAACCUGGGGAGACGUCAGAAUCGAGGCCCAGAAAGCAACACUGCUGAUGUGGAGCUCCCGCUGCACGCUCUGCCCACCACCCCAAAAGCGAAGCGCAGGAAGCAGGAAGCGGGAGUCGUCAAGCGGCUUUUCAACUCUCUGCCGACUCGAGAGAGCAGAGCCCCGUCCCAGAGCGAUGACAUCACGCCGCCGUCCUCGCCGGAGCAGUACGAGUCGCCUCGCGGCCGCAGGUCAAUCCCAGAAGUGUUGGAUAUAAGCGGCUUUGCUGCCAUCCCAGAGUCGCCGUGGCGACCUCCCACGGCGGCGCCGGCGGCCUCGCUGCGUGUGCUCAAGCGGCCUCCGCUGGAGGGCGAGUACAUCAGUGUCACCAACUCCUCGGGGAGUCGAGUCUACCUCCGACAGACGGAAGACACGGGCAGAAAGGUGGCGGACUGCAGAUCGGUAACAAACUCCCAGGGUGCACUGGGGCUGCUGACGGUGCCGAUAGACGUGUUGAGGGAGCAAGAGGCAGAGAGGCGCCUCCAGCAGGUCAUAGAAGAAUCUCAGCACCUCGCAGAUCGGCACGCCAGCGGCGUGAACGACGUGCUCGUCGAAGAGGAGGAGAACGACGAUCCUCAAGACGCCGAGGGACGCACCUCUCGACUCUGGGUGGACAGAUUCUCCCCCCGACACUACACGGAGCUGCUCAGUGAUGAUUUCACCAACCGCUGUCUGCUCAAGUGGUUGAAACUUUGGGACACCGUCGUCUUCGGAAGAGAGAGGAAGACCCGGCCUGCUCGCCCUCAGCCGGCCCCCAACCAGAGGUCAUUCAAACCCAAUCAACCCUAUCGACCCUAUCAAUCCAAUCAACCCUAUCGACCCUAUCAAUCCAAUCAACCCUAUCAAUCCAAUCAGUCCAAUCAACCCAAUCAGAAUCCAAACCGCUUCAAGAGCAAGGUCGAGGUGACGGAGGAGCUACUGGAGGCCGAACUGGACCAGUACAAACGACCCAAAUUCAAGGUGGCCUUGUUGUCUGGUCCUCCAGGUUUGGGAAAGACCACCCUGGCCCAUGUAAUCGCAAAGCAUGCUGGGUACAACGUGGUGGAAAUCAAUGCCAGUGACGAUCGCAGCGCCGAGGUGUUCCAGAAACGCAUCGACACGGCGACGCAGAUGAAGUCCGUGUUGGGGUCCAACGAGCGGCCCAACUGCCUCAUCAUCGACGAGAUCGACGGAGCGCCCGCGGCGACCAUCAACAUCCUGUUGGCGGCCCUGAACAGGAAAGACAGACACGCCGGGGAGGCCGGGGCGGAGACCGCCAAGAAGAAGACGAAGAAGAAGAAGAAGGAGUCCAUCCUGCUUCGACCCAUCAUCUGCAUCUGCAACGACCUAUAUGGUCCAGCUCUCAGACCGCUCCGGCUGCAGGCCUUCCUCCUGGUUUUCCCUCAGACUCAACCCUCCCGCCUCACACAGAGACUGGGAGAGAUUGCCGUCCAGCAGGGGAUGAAGGUGGACAGGGGCACUCUGCUGUCGCUGUGUGAGAAGGCCGACAACGACAUCCGGUCUUGCAUCAACACACUGCAGUUCCUCCACAGCCGCGGCCACAAGCAGGUGAACUCCAAGACCAUCCAGUCCGUCUCCGUGGGGCAGAAGGACCAGAACAAGGGCUUGUUCCACCUGUGGCAGGGCAUCUUCCAGUUGCAGCGGACAAAACGGAAACGUAUCGGCGAGGGCUUAGACGAGGCUCCGGGCUCAGGAGGCGGAGCUCAGAGGUUCCAGCACAUUCUGCACUUGGCUUCCUCCAGUGGAGAGUUUGAGAAGGUCUCCCAGGGUCUGUAUGAAAACUACCUGUCGAUGCGCGUGAGGGACCCCAACCUGCAGAGCGUGUGCGAGGCCCUGGACUGGCUGGCGUUCUCGGACAGGUUGAACCACGUGAUCAUGCACGGGCAGAACUUCUCCCUGAUGAGAUACCUGCCCUUCCUGUCCGUCACAUUCCACUUCCUGUUUGCCCACGCGCACGUGCCCCGCAUCAGCUAUCCCCACAGCCAGCACGAGGCCUCCUCCCGGCUGCUCAGCAGCAGGAACACGCUGUCCGCCAUGUUGGCCGACAUCCCAGCAUGCAUCAGAACCAGGAUCAGCCACCUCAGCCUGUCCCUCGACGUUCUCACACUUCUCCUCGACAUCAUCUGUCCCAAACUACGGCCGGUGAAUCCACAGCUGUUCAGCAGCAGAGAGAAGGAGCAAAUGCACGAGCUCAUCAACACCAUGUUGGCAUACAACCUCUCAUACAGGCAGGACCGCACGCCUGAGGGGCAGUACACAUACAUCCUGGAGCCGCGUAUCGAGGAGGUGGUGAGGUUCCCGGGUCUGCCGCCGCGCCGCCAGCUGACCUACCAGGCCAAACAGACCGUGAGCAGAGAGAUGGAGCAGGAGAAGAUGAGGAGAGCCGAGCGGCUGAUGCUGCAGCGGAACCCUCCGGCGCAACGAGAGGUCGAGAAGAAGAGCGCCGGCCCCACGUCCACCAGGAACCACCAGCAGAGGCUGGAGACCAUCGUCAAGCAGACCACCGUGGAGAUCAGGCCGGAAGUGGAUUUCUUUGGUCGCGUCGUUGCCCCCAGACCCCCGAGACCGCCGCCCACCUCGGUGACAGGUGAGAAGUGUCCAGUCGUUUCCAUGGGAACGGCGGUGGGCAACAGCGACGUGUGGUUCCGGUUCAACGAGGGCAUGUCCAACGCUGUCAGACGCAACGUCUACAUCCGAGAACUGCUGUAACACACACACACACACACACACACACCCCUACACCUGUAUGUUAUGCGUCAAUAAAUCCAAAGUCCAGCUGUUAAAUUCAAAACAGUCUUUUAUUUUGA
This is a messenger RNA of Pseudoliparis swirei, 3080 nucleotides long. It is a transcript of the gene chtf18, whose product is annotated as CTF18, chromosome transmission fidelity factor 18 homolog (S. cerevisiae). Bases 133 to 2982 code for a protein of 949 amino acids. The transcript is spliced from 22 exons. The record is from RefSeq and is a predicted model, not a curated record. NCBI's taxonomy places the organism in Eukaryota, Metazoa, Chordata, Actinopteri, Perciformes, Liparidae. Gene Ontology annotation, molecular function: ATP hydrolysis activity; ATP binding.